CUCCUUCCAUUAGGUGGGGGUAGUUUAGAUUAUUUGUUGCUGGGGUGCGGGGUCAGUAGCGCGCUCAACCUUACAGUAAAAUUAGUUUUUCAGUCCAACGUUAGCUUGCUUCACAUGAGGUCAUAGUUUAAUUUUGACAGUUUUUUAAGUAAAGUUUCAUCAUUUCCACCCUGCUGCAUUGGAGAAAGAACGUGGAGUCGUCCAAAUCAAAGGUAAAAUAAUAACGUCCCGGCUGCUAACCAGAGCUAUGUGGAGAGUUGAGCUAACAGCGCUAUGGUCACCACAGUUCUGCUCCCUGCAGAAAACAUUAUGGCGUUAUUACAGAGUUUAACUCUGACCAGAAGGUCGACGUGCAGGCUCAUUUAUGUCUCUGUAAUCUUAGAUAGUCCUCCAGUGAUAAUGACCAUGCGGAUUCGAGGGUGAGUGUUUCGUCUGCCAGCUAAAGCUAAGGUAACAAGCUAGCUAGAAACUCUUGAAGAUACUACAGAAAGGCGUUUUAGCUAAUAAUUCUGACCAGAACCAUCAACUUUUUAUUGACAAAUAAAACAAAAAGUUAAAAAAAUUACAAAUAUCUUGUUAAGGCCAGACUGUGUUUGUUUCAUUUGUUGUAAACUCAGCUCAGUUCAACGAUAGUAAGAAUUCAUGGGUCAUUUUUUGUACUUCUGUUACUGAGGAGUUAAUAGAAGAUAUUUGACUAGUUUGCUUAAUUGUAUUACAUAACUCUGCUCUCUUUAAUACUGGUACAUGUGCUAAUUGUAAACAUGAUCGUGAUUUGUUAAAACCCUGCUCUCAUUUGCACAUAGCAUGAAAACAAUGUUAAAACUUGGACUCAUGGUCUAUCUUUACUUUUUCUGUCAUAACUGUAUAUCUUGUUUGACUCUCAUGACAGCAACGGGUUUUAGGAAACUGUGACAGAGGAAGCACAUGACAGUUUUUUACUUCCUUUAAGUCCCUCUUUAUUAGACUCAGACAACACAGUUUUUUCCUUCAGAGUUCUAAUGUGCAUUUGUAGAUCUAGCAAAGGUCUGUGUUCUCGGCACUGAUCCUGAACCCAUACAGUGAUUUCCACUACAGACUUGUGUCUGUUUUUAAAGCAGUGCAGCCUGAGAGCCCAAAGAUUGCUGCCCUUGAGUUUUGUUUUUCAGGUAGGUAGGUUGAAUUUAUUGUCCCUGUGAGGAAAUUCAUUUGCAUUAAGUUAAAAACACGCACAAAGACAGCACACAUCCACAGUUCCAUAUAAAACAAAACAAAACAACUCAGAAAAGACAAUAUAAAUAUACUACUGUACUGUACUUUGUCAAUUCAAAAAAAGUAUUUCAGUUAAUAGUCUUUAAAUAAUGUAUCUGUGCUCAGACCAGCUGAACCAGUAUCUAAAAAUAAAGAAUAAAGCUGCCCACAAUCUAUUUUAGUUUAUUUAAUUGUAAAAUCACCUGUGGUACAAACGACAGCCUGGACCUGUUCUUGGCAUAGACUGUAUAUUGAAUAGACGCCGUCUGCCUCCUUGCUGGGUGAAGCCACUCCGAGAACGGCACCCUCUGUUGAUAGGCUGCAAUAUAGGUCAUAAAUCCCGCCUCCGCCAGCAAAGCUUAUGGGGCUGUGGACAAACUUUAGAAAUUUAUUACACAGAACAUAACAUUUUUUCCCACCUGCUUGAGGUGUUGACAUGUAGUUAUUGUAAGACUGGUUUGUGCUCAAGUCCUCUUUUUUUCUGUGAAGCUCCGUUUUUAAAAGUUAUUAGGGGGUUCAUGUUUUCUAUGAUUGACACCUGAUAAAGCCUAUGGGCGUUCAGGGAUUGCAUAGCUCACCCGGGGGAUAUGCUGUUUGAGCCGAGCGUCAUCACAGCGACUCCCGCCAGACAAAUGUGCACAACGCUACUGCGCAGCGCUGGUUUCAGGAAAUGAAGAAUAAUCCCGGAAAUAUGGAGAGCUUUUUGGCUUCAAAUCCGUAUACAGGCGGUAGGCGGAACCAAGUUGUCCAUAGUAUAUACAGUCUAUGGUUCUUGGUGAGGGCUGGGCACCGGUCUCUGCGGCCUGAGGGCAGCAGCUUAAACUCUCUGAACAAGGGGAUGUUUUGAGUCUGAAAGUAUUUUCUCAGCUUUGUCCAGGGCACGAGAUAUAUACAUGUCUUGUAGGCUGUUCAGGGGAAUGCCUUGGAUUUUGCUGGAUUUUUCAGCCUUGUACUAUCCUCCUGGCUACUAGUAAGUCAAAUUUGUCCUCUGUGGAGGACCACAGAUAUCUCCCACCCACUGCAUACUACUGAAUUAACUCCUUUUGGUUUCUACAGAGGACAUUUAGAGCUUUUCAAUGAUACCAAAUGUGAAGGGGUGGGACUUCAGUACUUUUCCUCUUCCCAUAAAAUGUGCAUGCACUGAUGGCAGCCAUUUGUUCUGAGUGAGGAAGAGAAAGGUACUGAAGCCCCACCCCUUCACAUUUGGUAUCAUUGAAAAGCUCUACAAAAUUUGAAUAACCUUUGUUUUCCCCACUAAUCCAUGUAAACCAAAUUUUUUUUUUUUCGAAAGAUUUUCUAAAAUCUAUACUCUGUGUUUUUUUUCUGCAGAUUUUGAUAUCCAAGUUGCUGCUGGAGCUGCUGAGAUGAGAUGAGAUGAUGUACUCCUGCAGGUCUGAGCACAGUCACAGGGGGCAAUACAGUGAGAGAAGUUCAAGGCAGUGGGAGGGCUAUGACAACCGACGAGAAGAAAGGCGUGACCCUCACAGAGAUGUACCCCAGGAUUCACAUCAUAAAUAUGGCCGGGAUGGACCCAGAGCUGCAGAGAGGACAAGCAGAGGUAGAAAGUGCAGUGACUCGCCUAAAAGGCCGUAUAAUACAGACUCAUUGAACAGAGAAUGGAGUAGAAAGAGCCCAGUGAGGAGACGCACGUCUUCAUCUGAUUGGGGUUCUUCUGAAAGGAAAAGCCGAAGGUUUACAGAGGAUAAUGAAGAUGAUUACAGAUACAAGAGAGAGACUGAAGAUAAAUCAUACCGGCUUUCUUCAGACAAUUUUUCACGCUCGCAUCCUAACAAGGAUUUGAAACAUUCAAACCCACAGGAUGAAGAUUUUAAAUACAGGAAAACAACUCAAGACUCCAGACACAAAUAUCGACAUGAGGAAUCCACUUACAGGCAUCAUCAGGAUGAUUUAAACUGCAGACCCUCGUCUGGAUAUUACAAAGAUAGAGACAGCCAUGAGAGAAGCUGGGACCAUUCAGGAGAAAGAAGGCAAUCACAAGAUUACACUUCGAAGGUCAGUCACAAGAAACAGACUCUUCAGCAGAGUGUAGAUUUUAAUUUCUGAAGAAAUUAAUCCAUGUUGUUAUCUUUUUCAAACAGAGUUAUGCCAAACUCAGAGAGAGGAAUGACAGCCCCUCUGCAGGCUAUGAGGAUCACUGCUCUAAAAGAGCAAGGUUCUCUAUGAAUGGAUCCAGUGGACAGGUGGGUUAAUUGGGCUGUUUUGCAUUUCUUUCAAUUCAUUGUUUAAACUUUUUUUGAUGCCAUGCAGCAUGGAAAAACAUUCUCCAAAAUGCUGUAGGUAAUAAACAUGUCUCAAAACAUGUAGCUGCAUAUUUGCUAAAACAAAUACAUUUUUGUACGAUUUAGUCCGUUGUCCUCAUGAAACCGCAUGAUUACGUCAUUAAAAACAUUGCUUUUGGAAAACUCUAGCCAGAGUGAAGAUUUUGGAAAACUCUGGUUUUGCGUUUGCAUACGGACAUAGAUAAAGAGGUCUUUAAAUUUCCAAACGUCAGUGUCCACAACAACUUAUAGCUAAAUGUCAUAUGCUAUGCGCCCUUGUUUAUGUCAGGCUGUGGCACAGAUAUAUACAGAAUAUAUAUUUCUGUGGAGAGCAAAGGAGAAGGAGUGCUUAACAGUCAGUUAUUCUACACCAAAUAACCCUUCCUCCUCUUUUCUUCUAAAAUGAAGCUUAAAAGCAGUUUCACCUCUUUGUCGGUCCACAUGAAUGAACUACACUGCGCUAUGUUUCAUGUUUGGAGAAGUGACAAUGAAAAAGGGAAGCUUGCUCUCUUUGGAUAGAAUGGGUCUAACUUUUUGGCAAAUACUAUUAACUCUGGGUCAGGCGUGCUUAUAACAUAUAUGUGGGUUUGUGUGAAUGGGGUUUUAUUUGAAAACGAUGAUGUGUGUACGUGACUUUUUUUUUUUUUUUAUGGAGGGGGUUGGAUAUUCGUUUAUAAAAAAAAAGCCGGCCACGUGUGUACAAGGCCUUAGUUUUGGGGGAGUUUCAUGUGGUACCUGUGCAUGGCAAGGGAUCUCAUUCAUUCAUCUACCUAUACAUUGAAUAAUGUUUUAAAUCUUUGAGGCUGCCAGUCAAAGUGAUUGUUUGGUGACAACUGAGAGCAGUUUCUGUGAUGUCCGUAUGUAACUUUUAAUAUAGUAUCUUGUACAAUAGACCAGUGGUUCUCAAGUCCAGUCCUCAAGGCCCCCUGUCCUGCAUGUUUUGGAUGUUUCCCUGCUCCAACACACCUGAUUCAAAUGAUCAGCUCGUUAUUAAGCCAGUACAGAGCUUGAUAACGAGCUGAUCAUUUGAAUCAGGUGUGUUGUAGCAGGGAAACGUCCAAAACAUGCAGGACAGUGGGCCUCGAGGACUGGACUUCAGAACCACUGCAAUAGACUAAAAUUAUAACCCUGAUCUUUCACAGUUGUAUGUAUUUAAAUUAUGGGUCUAAACAUGAACUAAUUGGUCAUAAUUUUUGUCUUCACUUUGACUUUUGAUCAUUUUCUUGAAACUGUAAUUUUGUUUUUCUACAAAAAUUUCCCUUGUAUGACUGUUCAUAAAUUUGGAUGCCUCUCUGUGUCCCCCAUUAGUCUUUCGAGAGUGAAGUCCCCCACCAGAUUCCAGUCACUCCCGAAGAGAAGAAGACUCAGGGUUUCCAGCGUUUCCUCGAUGUGCUUAACAAGGGUGUGAAUGUUGACACACUCACAAAGAUAGUGACCUCUGAAAGACGGGAUGAUCGACAACAGUCUCCACUUUCUUCCACGCACCCUGCAGACCGACCUUGGUCCCCUGAUAGGGAUGGAGUUUACCAGACACAUGACAACUCCAACUGGAGUGAGAGUGUGAGAGCUCAUAGAGUUUCUCCACCACAUCACAGAUCAUUCAGCCCAAAGAGGAGCUCUCUGUCUGAUGACAGGUCUCUGCAAAAAGGUGCCAUAGAGCAUGGCCACUUCAGCUCCAGCAGUCGAUCUCGAUCUCCCUCAGUGGUGGAAAAGAUAACGCUGACACCGGAAGAGGAGCACAAGCAUAGGCAAAUGCAGGAUGUUUUGCAGGCUAUUGGCAUGAAUCUAGGAUUUGAAGAGCUAGGUCAAAUGUCACAUCGGAUCCAAGAGCGGCUGUACGGGAAGAAGGACAGUGACAGGGAAGGUCGCGGUAGAAGGAGCAGGGAAAUGGAAAGAAGGCGUGCAUAUUCACCAAAACUGCAAAGCAGAUCGUCAUCGAGCAGAUCAAGUUUCAGUCCACCGCCUCGAGAAUAUUACAUGAAAAAAGACUCCGAUAGUCCCCAGAGGGAUUUCUCAGAAGACAGGCAAAUACCGAAACUUGAAUCGGUCAAAUAUGAUACAAAUGCCAGCAGUGACACUCUGUUUGAGAGGAAGAAAUACGAAACAACCACUCAGGAAAAGACUGCUGGGUCUCAAGCUGUUUCUCCAAAUCACACCUACACUUCAUCCAAGCCAUCCCCUCCUCCUCCUGCGGUGUCAGCAUACUCACCUGCAAGCAACUCACUGCCGCCUUUCCCAGUUCUGCCUCCUGGUCCACCCCCCUCCCUCCCUCCAGCUCUGCCUCAAGCACUCCCCCGAGCCUUGCCCCACCCUCUACCUCCACCUUUUCCACCUGGUCUGCCUCCGUAUUUCCCCAAUGUCAGACCCCGGUUUUUGUUUCCCCACCGGCCUCCUAUCCUUCCUAUUACCCAUGCUCCACCUUUGAACCUUUUUCCAGGACUUCUUCCUCAAACAAGGCACCUAUUCCCUCAAAACAUUAGUAAUACUCAGCCGCCCUUUUUGAACCUGCCACCCAUGAACCCAAUGCAGCUAACGAACAACACUCAGAAUAAAAAGACCCUGUCGAGGCCACGCUGUUUACAAGUCAUCAAAACAAAACAAGCCGGAUGAGGCCAAUUUAAAAUGUGUCCCAAAAGACGGACAGAUCCUUAGUUUAGAAGACUCUGAUCAAUUUGCAUUUUAUCCAUCAGAUAUUUGCACAUAGUUUUUAUAUUUUCAGUUGUGUCACUAAACACAGAGCAAUUUAAGAGCAGCAGGAUGACUCAGAUGACUCUUCAGUGAAUUUUUUCACCCACCAGCAGCAAAUUUAUCUAGAAGAGUCUCCUCUUUAAAAACAACCCCAAACCUGUUGCCUUUUUCUUUUCAACAUAAAUUCCUCUGACCCUUUUCUGUAGAGUUUCAGGGGCUGAGAGCUGAUUUGCCACUAACUAUGGCUCACGAACUGAAAGAGGAGUUGAAUGACAAAGUUAAAACAGUGGAAGUGUCAUUUAAAACUCUAUUGGAGUAGUUGAACUGGAACUGUUGUAAUAAUUGGCCGGCAGCUUGUUGAAAAACAGAUCAAUGCAAGUCUUUCCCAUAAAACAAGAGUCACGGGAUGGUAUGGAGUUUGUUGUGAGGAUUGAUCUGAAGAAAAAAAAAAAAAGAAUGAUUAAAGCUGCUGGCUCAACAGCCAAAGACAAAUCAAUGGAGUAGAUUUUCAGGUGUGGCCUUGAGAACAACUUAAAGCAGCCUGUCCAGCAUUGAUAGAUUCAGCUGUUGUUUCCCAAAUAGGACACGACUCUUGAAAGGUUAUCAUACAGGAUUUAAUCCUAAUGAAUCAGCACUACGAUUUGAUGUUUCAUGUCUCUGGCUAUGGUCAGUCUUACUAAACCUGUUCUCUACGUAGACUUUUUGGUUUGUUAGUUGACAUAUUUUGUUUAUGUGUAUAAAGGCAGAAUAGUAUUAUGUAAAUAACUUGAAUUGCAUAAUAUUAAACACACUUUGAUCUAAAAUAAAUCACAGAUUUUUCAUGUUAUGAAAAAAGGCUGAACUUUU
This is a messenger RNA of Xyrichtys novacula (pearly razorfish), 7040 nucleotides long. The record is from the annotation of a GenBank genome assembly. Lineage: Eukaryota; Metazoa; Chordata; Actinopteri; Labriformes; Labridae.